Empidonax traillii (willow flycatcher) is the source of this 3053-nucleotide messenger RNA. It is a transcript of the gene FOXO1, whose product is annotated as forkhead box O1. Gene Ontology annotation, cellular component: nucleus. NCBI's taxonomy places the organism in Eukaryota, Metazoa, Chordata, Aves, Passeriformes, Tyrannidae. The transcript has 3 exons. The record is from RefSeq and is a predicted model, not a curated record. The coding region runs from base 264 to 2210 and encodes 648 amino acids. Gene Ontology annotation, biological process: regulation of transcription by RNA polymerase II; insulin receptor signaling pathway. Gene Ontology annotation, molecular function: RNA polymerase II cis-regulatory region sequence-specific DNA binding; DNA-binding transcription factor activity, RNA polymerase II-specific.
AGUCGGUGUGCGCCGGGCGGCUGGGUCGCUUCUGUUUGCAGUUGCCGCGGAGGGCAGGGAUCCGGGAACUGGGCAGGGGCAGCGCUUAGAGCGGCGGGGCCAGGAGGUCAGGCCGGAGGUUUAGGGCGGCGUGGCCAGGAGAGUUGGCGGCCGCGCCGUCGGGGCCGCGCCGAUCCACGCCCGGAGCCUGCAUGGGGCGGCGGCGCUGAGCUCCAGCCGCCCCACUGCUGCUGCCGCUGCCGCGCUCCCGCCCCGGCCCCGCCAUGGCCGAAGCACCACAGCUGGUGGACAUCGACCCCGACUUCGAGCCGCUACCGCGGCCCCGCUCUUGCACCUGGCCUCUGCCUCGGCCGGAGUUCAACCCACCCAGCUCGGCCACUUCCAGCCCGGCGCCGUCGUGCGGCGGGCAGCCCGAGGGGGCGGCCGGGACCGCGGCCGGGGCCGGGGCAGCCGCCUCUGGAGCGCUGAGCGCCGACUUCAUCAGCAACCUCAGCCUGCUAGAGGAGAGCGAGGACUUCGCGUCGCUGCCCCCCGCCGCUGCUCCCCCGGAGGCAGCCGCUUGCCGCUGCGGGGACUUCCCGGCGCCCGAGGCCGGCUGCCGCCUCCACCCGCCGGGACCGCCGCCGGUGCCGCCGGUGCCGCCGCCCGUGGCCGGUCUAUCACCAGGCCCCGUGGCCGGGCAGCCCCGCAAGAGCAGCUCAUCGCGUCGCAAUGCCUGGGGCAACCUGUCCUACGCGGACCUCAUCACCAAGGCCAUCGAGAGCUCCCCCGAGAAGCGGCUCACCCUCUCCCAGAUCUACGAGUGGAUGGUCAAGAGCGUCCCCUACUUCAAGGAUAAGGGCGACAGCAACAGCUCGGCCGGCUGGAAGAAUUCAAUCCGUCACAACUUAUCUCUGCACAGCAAGUUCAUCAGAGUGCAGAAUGAGGGAACAGGGAAGAGUUCCUGGUGGAUGCUCAAUCCUGAAGGAGGAAAGAGUGGCAAAUCUCCUAGGAGGCGAGCAGCGUCCAUGGAUAACAACAGCAAGUUUGCCAAAAGCAGAGGCAGAGCUGCCAAGAAAAAAGCAGCCCUUCAGUCUGGUCAAGAGGGAAAUGGUGACAGCCCUGGAUCACAGUUCUCAAAGUGGCCUGCAAGUCCCAGCUCUCACAGUAACGAUGACUUCGAUAACUGGAGUACAUUUCGACCUAGAACUAGCUCUAAUGCUAGUACAAUUAGUGGAAGACUUUCUCCUAUUUUGCCAGAGCAAGAUGAUCUUGGAGAUGGGGAUGUGCACUCCGUGGUAUACCCAUCAUCAGCAACCAAAAUGACUUCUACUCUACCCAGCCUUUCAGAGAUGAGUAAUUCUGAGAACAUGGAAAAUCUUUUGGAUAAUCUUAAUCUCUUGUCACCUAAUACAUCAAUGACUGUGUCAACCCAGUCUUCAUCUGCUACCCUGAUGCAGCAAACACCAGGUUACUCAUUUGCAUCCUCAACCACAAGUAUAGGCUCACCAAAUCCAGACUACAGGAAAUUUACUUAUGCUCAAGCUAGCAUGAACUCUUUGUCCCAGAUUCCUAUGCAGACUCUCCAAGACAGUAAAUCAAGCUAUGGAUCGAUGAGCCAAUAUAACUAUCCUGGACUUUUGAAGGAGUUACUGACUUCCGAUUCUCCGCCGCACAAUGACAUCUUGGCAUCAGUAGACACUGGUGUUUCCCAGGCUGGUGGCAGGGCGCUGGGCCAAAGUGUGCUGAUGGUCACUAACUCAGUGAUGCCAACUUAUGGCAGCCAACCACCCCACAACAAAAUGAUGAACCCUAAUGCCCGCCCUCACCAAGGACAUAACCAGCCAACACCUGCGGUUAAUGGCCGUGCCUUGUCACACACAGUGAACACCAUGUCACACACUUCAGGUCUAAAUCGCUUGUCGACAGUGAAGACUUCGUUACAAGUGCCUAUGAGUCACCCAAUGCAGAUGAAUGCUAUGAAUCCGUAUGCCCCCGUUAACAGCUGCAACGGCUACGGAAGGGUGGGAAUUGUUUCCCUCCACCAGGAGAAGCUUCCCAGUGACUUAGAUGACAUGUUAAUUGAACGGUUGGAUUGUGACAUGGAUUCGAUUAUCCGUAAUGACCUUAUGGAUGGAGAAACAUUAGAUUUUAACUUUGACAGUGUAUUGCCUAACCAAAGUUUUCAGCACAGCGUAAAGACAACCACACACAGUUGGGUGUCAGGCUAGGAUGUAGUAGGAGGUGAUGGUUAAAUUCUCCAGACUUGUCUGACAGCAGGAACUGAGAAAAGCAGUACAAAGACGUCCUUCACCUUUCUUUUUAAUUUUCUUGACAAAGCUGUGCGCAUGCACUAACUUUUUUUUGAGUCUUUUUUUUUUUUUUUCUUUUUUUCUUCCUUUCGUCAGAGUUGGCAGCAGAGAGAAUAUUUUCCUGUACAGGAUGUUUGCCCAAGGUUUGCAGGUUAUGUGCUGCUGUAGAUAAGAACUGUGCCAUUGGAAAUUUCAUUACUCUGAAGUGCCAAAUUCACUACACCAUAUAAUCACAGCAAAGACUCUUACUUACAUCAUGUCGUGCUUUCGGUUUUGUACAGUAUGAUCUGUAGAAGAAGAAUUGUUUUCUAAGACUAUCUGUUUUGGUCCAAGAAAAAUUUAUAAAGUUUUGUAAGAAUACUGUGAUGAUCUCAUGCCCUAAGUAAGUUUAACCUUUGUUGAUGUUACCUGUGUUUUGAUGAAUUGAGAUAACUGUGGACUUGCCUUGCAGCAGUAUGAACUGCAUUAUUUUACUCAAAAUUGCCACACAUUUCAUAUGGGAAUAGAAUAGCCUGUUAAAUACGAUCCUACUAAACUCACUGACUUUUCAAGGCAAACUGUAGGUUAAAUGCCAUUUGGUAAGUUACCUGUAUUCGUGAAAAUUUAUGCAAGAAUAUAUUUCAUUGUCAGACUAAUGACUUUAUUGUUGGGCUUAAGAUGAUUUUUGGAAUACUUUCCAAGCUAUUUUUCUUAUAAUUAAAAUCUACUUUUGUUACAUAGGCAACUUAAAAAGAAAAUAAAUCUGAGAUCUGGCAGCAUUCA